Messenger RNA from Callithrix jacchus (white-tufted-ear marmoset), 7368 nucleotides. The record is from RefSeq and is a predicted model, not a curated record. Lineage: Eukaryota; Metazoa; Chordata; Mammalia; Primates; Cebidae.
AUGAGGCUGGGGCUCCGAUCUGCUCGGGAGGUGCUUCCGAGUGCAUGUUGCCGUGUGAACCUCGUAUUCCUUGGCAACCAGAACCAAGAUCCUGGAGUCCCACAGGUCGGGAAAACCCGUUUGCCAAAGCAAAAACCGGCCCCUUCCUUCGGAUCGAGCCAGAUCCCUGUCUUCUUUCUCCCCGGACUCCCGCCCCACCCCACCCCCCACCCUCCAUCUUUGGCGGCUGCGCCCCUCGCCCCGAGCGCUUUCUCCCGGGCUGGGAAGGGCUCCGGGAGAGCCGGGGGCUGCGGGGCGGGGCGCGGCGGGGGACGGAGGCCCCCGGGUCCGCACGGCACGGGGCCACAGGGCGCGCCUCCUUACCGGCUCUGGGUGCCUGUGCAGCCCCUGGGUGAGCGCGGUGCCGCCGAGGGGCCGGGGUCGCUGACCUCGUCCGGCUGGUGCCUGGCCUCUGGCGGAGGCUCUCUCCCGGCUCGACGGCGGAGCCCGGAGCUAGGAGCCAGUUGGAGCGCUGCCGCCGCCGUCGUCGCCGCUGCCGCUACUGCCGCCGCCGCCGCCGCUGCAGCCUCUGCAUUUCUCGCGCUCGCUCCCCCUCCCCUUCCUGCCCAGCGCCCUCCCCCCCGCGCGUCUGCCCGCCCAGCCUCCCUCCUCCCGCGCUCCCCGCCCGCCGCUUUCCCCUCCCUCCAGCCCGGUGCCCCGCCCGCCUCCCCUCCACUCCCUCCAGCUCGGUGCUCCCCACCCCCUGCACUCCCUCUACUCCCUCCCUAUCCAUCCCUCCGGCGCAGACCCUCCCCUCUCCUCCAGCCCCAACACGCCCGCCUCCACUUCACUCCCCCCAGCUCUGGGCCCUCACCUCCCCUCCCCUCCAGCACAGUCACCCCCAUUUCUCUCCCCUCCUCCAUCCUGGUCCCUCCCUUCCCCCCACCUCUCCCCCCUCCCUCCAACCCAGUGCCCCGCCAAUGUUUCCUAACUGCCCUCUAUUCAGAUCCCCCUCCGCCUCCCCUCUCCUCCCCUCCAUUCCGGUGCCCCCCUUCCCCCUUCCCCCGCCGCGCCUGGGCUGUCCGUGGGCUCCUCUCUCUCUCUCUGUCUCUCCCCCCACCCCCGCUUCUCAUUUAUUCGGAACGGUUGGAGAAGUGCUUGGGCUCUCGCUCAGACUUAGGGAGCUGCCUCGAGGUGAUGCCUGACGCCCAGGGCACCAGCUACGCUUCUCAGACCCCAGUCCAGCCAGCUCCCGACGAUGGCUGCGAUUCCGCUACCACCGCGGGCAGCGAGGUUGGGGUGAGCCCCAGCUGCGCGUCUGGGCGGCGCAGUUGCAAACGAAUUGCGCACCUCGGGCGGCUCCGCACCUGCAUCUACACCCGCAGGCGCACACGCGGGGCUGAGCCCCGAAGGCUGCAGCUUCAGGGAGGCGCGGCCGCAGAGGUCCAGGUGGCAGAGCUAGCCACGUCGCCCCUCGGAGGAUGCUCUCGGGACUUGGGAGAAGAAGGAGGGAAGAGAAGAGGGGAAAGGGGCCGUCGAUGUUUCUGAUGUCCGUGUUUUCGUGGAGGCCACCAAUACUGAGAAGACCGGGUUGCCCGAGGUAGCCCGCACGCCGCUGCCCGCGAGCACUGGAGUCCAAGCUGUGGCCAACAGCGACGUGGCCGGGUGCCCUGGGCGGGGGGGGGGGGCGGACACUUGGCAUACCACCGGGACACAGAAUAGCCACCGGAGUUGGGAGAUGCGUUCACUUUGCUUACCUAUUGGCAAGAGGGACAUGCAAAAAUAAUGUAAAGUGACAUCGUUGACAACGGUAGCUCUUUGAUUAGACAAAAGCCAAUUUUACCUUCCCGCAAAAGCCAUUUGACGCCUUUGGAACUUUUAUUUGCGGCAUUUUGGCGCCCUCUGGCUGUGUUUUGAUGGCUUUCAUGCUCGCCUGGGUCCCAGCAAAGAAAACAUCGAUUGAGUUGCAGGUUGUCCUCAGGAUGGUCCUGCCCUUGUGACCUGGGCGCGAAUUCAGGGAAAGGGUCGCCCUGGAGAACAGGAGCGACAAUCUGUAACCAUACUUAGAGAGGCAGACGUCAAAGGCAAGUGCAGCUAUAUUCAGCUGGGUAAAGUCUGGUCUGUUUGGGCCCCCAUCUCAUUUCCUCACAAAGGCUGGGACACUCUAUGACCACCUCACCAUAUAAAGCGGAAGGAAUCAGACCCUACUGAGCAGUGCUGCGGGCCCUCAGGACCCUGUUCUGGAGAGCUCUGUCAUUCUCCCUAACGCUCACAGACACGGGAACAUGAGUCAUCAAUGAGACAGUGUUGCCACCGCCUUUCUCCCCAAGCUCCCUAAAAAAAGAGGAAAUGGCCUCUGACACUGGGAUGUAUGAACAAGAGUUCCACACACAGCACAGAGCCUGAGAACCUCUGCCAUGGACUUCCGCGCUGGUUAUAGGAUGCUGGUCUCAUGUUUGGGUUUGCAACCUCAAAUCCAAAGAAAGCAUCACUUGAAGUAUGAUUUGUAGGGAGCAGUAUAAAGACUGAUUCAGAAGGAAAAACAAAGGUCAAAUGCUACCACUGUGAUAUGACUUCUGCAAUUUAAAAAAUAAUUCUACCUUUCUUAAAGAAUAUUUUGGCAAUGGAGAAGAUGGACAUGUAAAGAGUUGUAAUUGUUUUUAAAGUGCAUAAAGCAAUAUUAUGGAAGAAAAAUGAUCAAUUAGCGACACCAAUCAAUAAAGCUGGAAUGAGACAUAAUUAAGCUAGUUCAAAGGAAAGUCUGAUGAAAGAUUACAGAAAGCUCUCUAAUUACAGAGGAGAGGAAAGAAGAAUCUCAGGCAAAGACUGCCAAGGAGGUUACAAAUUUGUUAGCCCUGCAUCGGAAAUGAGAAACCCACAAUUAAAGACAAAACAAAACAAAGUCAUCCAACAAUGGACAGGCUCCGUUCUCCAGUUAAAAGGAUCUACCACCAGCUUUAAAGUCAUCAGCCACAUUAUUUCCAGAUUUCUCAGAACCACAUGAGCAAACGCACGUGGCAAGACCAACCCUCAACUCACUCCAUUAUGAGUACAACUUAUCAAGGACAGAGGACCCUGGAACAUUUCUAAACUUGGAUCUUCAAGAUGCCAAACAAGAUAGGCUGAUAGGCUGGUCUGAAGGUAGUGAGCUAUCUCAAUUGAUUAUUCAGCCAGUUUCAGAUUGAACUCCUUGUUCUACUCUUUUCCUCCUUCUCACUACUGCACUUGACUAGCCUUAAAAAAAGAGAGAGAAGCUAAUAAUUUGCUCGAUAUCAAUAAAGUCAUCUGUGAAAAAUAUAAUUUUUCUUUUCUUUUUUUUUUUGAGACGGAGUCUGCUCUGUUGCCCAGGCUAGAGUGCAAUAGUGAGAUCUCGGCUCACUACAACCUCCACCUCCCUGCAACCUCCGCCUCCCAGGUUCAAGCCAUUCUCUUGCCUCAGCCUCCCAAGUAGCUGGGAUUACAGGUGAGAGCCAUCAUGCCCAGCUAAUUUUUUUUGUAUUUUUAGUAGAGACAGGGUUUCACCAUGUUGGCCAGGCUUGUCUUAAAUGCCUGAGCUCAAGUGAUUCACUGGCCUCUGUCUCCCAAAGCGCUGGGAUUACAGGUGUGAGCCACCAUGCCCAGCCUGAUUUUUCUAUUUUCAAUCUGGCAGAUUGCAAAUAGGAAGGACUAGAGAUGAUUAGAGAGUUAAUCUAGAACUGUAAAACCCAUCUAAGUGAAACACUUUUUAAGCUUUUUCUUAUUCCACCAGCAACCUAGAAAAAAAAUUUUUUUUUUAGAUGAAGUCUCGCACUUUACCCAGGUUGGAAUGCAAUGGUGCGAUCUUGGCUCACUGCAACCUCCGUGUCUCAGGUUCAAGUGAUUCUCCUGCCUCAGCCUCCUGAGUAGCUGGGAUUACAGGCGUGUGCCACCAUGUUUGGCUAAUUUUUUUCUUUUUUUUUAGUAGAGACGGAGUUUUGCCAUGUUAUCCAGGCUGGUCUUGAACUCCUGAAUUCAGGCAAUCCGCCCGUCUUAGCCUCCCAAAGUGCUGGGAUUACAGAUAUGAGCCAGCAUACCUGGCCAGAAUUCAUUUUUUAUUGGUUAUUCAGAAAGUGUUGACAUUCCAAAUUGACACCAUGAAUCCAGUUACAUUUUCUUGUUUUCUCUGCUGAGGUGGAAAAGACACACAACACACCCCGGAAGGAGGCUGUCUUCACAUUUCAAGUCACUGUGUCCAGUUCUGGCCCCAGAACCCAGCAGGCACUGGGAGGGUCAAAGCAGAUGUCACCGUCAACCCACAAAUCUGUUUUCUACAACCACACCUCAUGCUUCCAGACCUGGCCCUUCCCAUCUCCUUCUUUGCUGCAUUAGAACAGACUUCUGAAUUGGCAGGAAAUUGGCAUUUGCUCUGCUAGUGUAGUAAAGUAAAAGAAAAUCUGCUUCAGAGAACAAGUAGCAAAUUUCCCAAAACAAGCACUUAUAAUUAACUAGUGUGUGUCUUGGUUAUACGCCACCAGCAAUGAAAGGGCAUAUCCCAGUGUAAAUUUGCAUUUGAAUUCUUACCAGAGAGGCAGGCUCAGCAAACCAAUUAACUAAUUAAAUCAAUUAACCAAAUAUGUAAUUAACCUUGAGAACAGAAGUGUCAACAACAGAAGCACAACAAAGAAAAGUAGCCUCCUCCUGGAAUUAUCUAGUGGUUUUAAGUCUUUUCCUUUUCUGUCUUAAAGACAUAGCCACAGAGGGAAAACAUUCUCUGGGCAUAAGACGGGUGGCCACGCAAUGUCAUUCUAGGGACUGAAUCAAGCCGAAGGCAGUGCUUCCCUCUUACUCCUGCCCAUCAUCUGUAAGUAAAUACACAGGAGUUUUGCAGGACAUGGUCCAUGAAACACUGGUCCAUUUAUCCUCAUUCCUUUUGGGAAUACAAGUGUCCACUAUUAAGGAAAGGGGACUGCGGCCAGGCAAGGUGGGCUGAGGCAGGCGGAUCAUGAAGUCAAGAGAUUGAGACCAUCCUGGUCAACAUGGUAAAACCCCGUCUCUACUAAAAAUACAAAAAAUUAGCCAGGUGUGGUGGCAGGCACCUGUAGUCCCAGCAACUCAGGAGGCUGAGGCAGGAGAAUAGCUUGAACUUGGGAGGCGUAGGUUGCAGUGAGCCAAGAUUGUGCCACUGCACUCCAGCCUGGCGACAGAGUGAGACUCCAUCUCAAAAAAAAGAAAAGAAAAAAAAAGGGGACUAGCUAGAAAUUUCCAAGAUAGAUCCUCCCUUGGAGAUGACAAUACCUGGUCAUUCAAACAAUUGAUUCUAAGACAAAAGGGACCGUGAAAGAAAUGGCAACCUCUGCUAGACACAGUUAUAAAAGGCUUUUGUUUGACCAGUAUGGAGUCAGUCAGCUAAUUGCCACGAGAUCGGAAUGAGCUCUAAAACAGACCAGUUUUCCCAGUAUAUUUGACUGGAUAUACAACAACCAGUCAAAAGGAGCCUAGUGUACCAGAGCCCGAGUGACAAGGAAGUUCCCUUCUGUUUCAGCCGUCUGUAGGGAAAGUACAUUUGAAAUGAUCAGUCCAUACUUCGUCCCCUCUUUCUGCUCUCUUCAGCCUUUUUCUGCCUAUAAAGCAAAACUCCUCUGCUCCACCCACCAGAACCCUCACUCUAUCGUACAGAAGGAAGCGCUGCCCAUUCUAACAUCACACAUAAAAGGCAGUUUGAUCUUUACACUAAAAUGGUUGUAAUUUUGUCUUUUGACAGCUUUAUUUUAUAGAGGUUUGACCUGUACACAGAAAUCCCUGGGAAAGAGGAACUUGUGUGACUGUAGGAAUUCUGUGCAAUUCUGACACAUGGAAAUUUAUCAUUACCAAGACAAUACAUUAAUGCCUUGUACUAAUGACUUUUCAGUAGCUCACCUUAUACAAUUUCAGUUUUCAAGUAGCUUCAGAAAUGUUACUUAGAAUUAAUGAUGCGAAAAACACUAAGCUAGGCCUGAUGCCUUCAUGUAGCUUCCUUUAGGGGUGGUGUGAAAUUCACUCAGAAAAAAAACAACAACAAAGGGUUACAUGUUAAACAGGGAAAAGAGAAUAAUACAGACCAGAGGGCUGAUGCCUUCAUGUAGCUUUCAUUUAGGGGUGGUGUGAAAUUCACUCAGAAAAAAAAUAAUAACCAACAAAAAGUUACAAAAGUUACAUGUUAAACAGCGAAAAGAAAAUGAUGCAGACCAGAGGCAAAUAUUUAUUGACUAAGGCAGACUGGCUUAGACCAUUACUGACAUCAUUUCAGAAGAACCUAAAUCACAAAGGAGAGGUAACACGAUCAAAUCAUUAGCAGGGAAGCGAAAGCAACAGCACCAGGAACCUGGAGUCCUAUCAGGAGACUAAAUCUGUGUGUGAAAUCUCAUACUGGAUUUUCCUGUUCCUUUCCUAUAAUAGACGAGGUUUCCGAUGUUGACCUGGAGCAAAAUCAAAGCUCACCUGGGCUAGGUCAGCACACAGUUCCUAAUCCUUAAGUAAAAAGAUACACUUGUGAACAGUAACGCUCAGCCAAGCUCACAGCCUCAGGGAGUUAACGUGCAAUUUAUAAACAGGCGAGGAUGUUUAAAGAAUUGCAUUCCAUUCACUAAAAACCCAGGGAUCUCAUUCCCACCCCAAGUGCAGGGCGAGCCCUCGGUAUUAUCGGUAUUAUUUCAGUUAACCUCCCUGGGCCUCAGUUUCCUCAUCUGAAAAAAGAAGGGACUUGGAAUGGGAAAUCUCUACGAUCCCUCAUAUGAUGCAAAUAGACUGUUCUUUUUUUUUUUUCCCACCAAUAGUGGAAGAGGCUUUCUGACAGCCAACAUUUCCAUCCCCAGUAUUUUGGAACAACCAGAACACCGAAAAUUUGGUACGAAAAGCUUUUCUUACAAUAAAGAGAUAGCAUUUCCUUGAGAACAGUUGCUGAAACUUUAGCCGAGGAACUUAUCAAAUAAAGAAACCACCUCAUUUCAGACUGAGUCCAGUGAAGUCAAACCCACCGCCUCCUGGGAAUUUAGAAUUGCACGGUAGUUGAUCAAGUGGAGAGAAAAGAAUGUGAAUUUGUUUUUCCAAGAUUCUCCAACACCAUAUGAACUGGGGCUGCCUUUUCUUUAAAUCAUAUAAUUGAAGAAAACAAACUUCUAGAAAAAGUUAUGUAUCAUCUCCUCCAAGUGGUGACUGGUCCCUGCUCAAUGUCUUGUGGUUUACCUUGCCUUGAACCCAAAACAAGCCCUUGCCCUCACAGAGCCUUGAAAUGUCUGGUGGCCGCAGGAGGCUGAAUUCCAUAAGAUGCUUCAUACAAAUUGUAUUCUAUGUCUGUGCAAGUUAAGUGUGUUAGUACUGAUGUGGCAAGAUUUGUCAUUGUAAUGUUAGCUAGACUGAUAAUAUCAGUAUAUGAUGUUAAUGGUAAAUAUUAAA